UUCUAGUAGAACAUACCCAAUCUCAUCUCACUUUCUCUCUCUACAGCUCUUUCAUUUCUCUCUGUAUAUCUGAUGGCCAUGUCUAGAAUACUCUCUCAAACCCUCCCACGGUCCUCUCUCCACCCAGCAUCUCUCACCCCUGGGGCCCUAAUCACCCACAACCGCCACCGCUCCAACAAGACCCGCCAGGCCCAGCUAAUCGAACUUGAGGUCGAUUCGUCAUCCACUUCUUCCCAUCCCGAUUCUUCCGAGGAGGUACUCACUGUAGGGAUUAAGAAACUCGAGGAGGCUAUCCAGAGUAUCAUCGUGCGCCGUGCAGCACCCGACUGGCUCCCCUUUUUACCUGGGUAUUCCUACUGGGUCCCGCCUCGGAGUAGUACUAUGAGACAUCCACAUGGUAUGAUUGAGGUGAUUGGAAAAUUGACGUCUUCUGGGGUGGGAACGGGGAAGAUUCGCCCGCAACUUGAUCUUUUGACGGAGGAUGAAACGAUGUCGUUUACCUCUGCACGUGGAUGGCCCUCUUCUACUUUUUUCCUUGAAGGUACUUCACCCAUACAUCCAAUUCCAUUAAUGGAAGUGGAGGUGAAAAUUCAUAAUGAAGCCAACAACGCACAUAAUGCAUCUAACUCUGAGGAGGAGGAAGGAUGAAGAGUAUGCUGUGUGAAAAUCUGGUUGCUCGGGCUUGUUCACCCUUGUAGAUAUCUAGAGCAUGCAGAAGGUAAGAGUUGAAGAUUAUUAUGAAAGGAAGAGAGCAAGCAGAUGAAAUGCUUGUACAGGCCGGUGUCGUCAUUCCCCCUGACUGCAGAAAUAUGUAAUCUUAUUGAAAUGUUGUUUUGAGUUGGCCGGUGUAGUUUCUUUUGUAUGGUUUGGAAUAAUAAAUAAGCCCAAUGGUUAAUUUAAAUGCUUAUUUUCUUAGACGUGAUGGUGAAUUAUAUUAUCUUCUUUUCAAAAUUGAAACUGACUGUUAACCGGUUGA
This is a messenger RNA of Olea europaea var. sylvestris, 976 nucleotides long. RefSeq lists its product as uncharacterized. Lineage: Eukaryota; Viridiplantae; Streptophyta; Magnoliopsida; Lamiales; Oleaceae. Bases 73 to 648 code for a protein of 191 amino acids. The record is from RefSeq and is a predicted model, not a curated record. The transcript has 3 exons.